This is a messenger RNA of Erythranthe guttata (spotted monkey flower), 738 nucleotides long. Lineage: Eukaryota; Viridiplantae; Streptophyta; Magnoliopsida; Lamiales; Phrymaceae. The record is from RefSeq and is a predicted model, not a curated record.
AAGAAAUAAAAGGUCGAUUUAUUUUAAUUUAUUUUUGUUUCUGGUGUUGCUAAACUGCGGCAUGACAACGCCGAAAAGAAGUUUGCGCAAGAUCAUCCUCCUUGGAGACAGUGGGGUGGGAAAGACAUCUUUGAUGAAUCAAUACAUAACCAAAAAAUUCAGACCACAGUACAAAUCAACAAUUGGUGCUGAUUUUGUGACAAAAGAAGUGCAUAUUGGUGACAAAUUGGUCACUUUGCAAAUAUGGGAUACAGCUGGACAAGAAAGAUUUCAGAGCUUAGGAGUUGCAUUCUACAGAGGAGCUGAUUGUUGCAUUCUUGUUUAUGAUGUUAAUGUACUUAAAUCAUUUGAGACAAUUCAAAAUUGGCAUCAAGAUUUUCUCAAACAGGUAAAUCCAUCGAACCCCGAGACAUUCCCGUUUGUGCUGAUUGGAAACAAGGUGGAUGUUGACGGUGGUAACAGCCGCGUGGUGGAUAAAACAAGAGCUGAAAAUUGGUGUAAAUCAAAAGGGGAUAUACCUUACUUUGAGACAUCUGCUAAAGAAGAUUACAAUGUAGAUGCUGCUUUCUUGCGUGUUGCACAAAUUUCACUUGCCUCUCAACCACUUAACAUUUGGCCACUAGAAGAAGAAAUGCCAUCCCAUUGUGAUCUUCAAAGAAUGCCGGAAUCAAUUUCUGGUAGUGAUCAGGUGCCUAGAGGAGGAGGAUGUGCAUGCUGAUUAUAUAUAUAUAUAUAUAU